UAAGUUUCAUAUUUUUAUUAUAUUUUAUAUUCCGUUUAAAAUAUGUGCAUAAUUUUUCUUAUUAUGAUAGUUAUCAGCAUAUUUACGAGUAAAAAGUAUUCAUGUUCACUUUUAUCUCGAUUGAAAAAUCGGUAUGAAUACGUCUCACAAGGAAAUAAUGUGGAUUUAUUCACAGAAGAUUUAUACAAUUUUGAAUUCACAAUUGAUGAUAGAACUACCAUAAAAUCAACUUCAACAAAUAGCUUUAAUGAAAUAGAUGGCGCAAGGAAAGAAUUCUACAUUACUUUACAAAGUUCUAUUAUCAAUUUGACUGAAACGUACCGAAGACGAACUGAUGCUUUGCCUGGAUUUCAUAACAUUUACGACCGUAUUCCUUUUGUUCCUGCUGAGCCUUUUUUCUUAUCCAGACCAGUUAUAGAAACUUCUUCUAGCAAGCCUAGAAAGACUUGGCCAACAUAUUUCCUCAGAAAAACGCUGCCACAAAAGUUAGAAACAGGAAAAUCAGCCACAACUAAAACUAAUGUUACAUCAAAAAACAUUGAAAGAAAUUUUCCGCAUCAUGGGAUCACGCUGAUCACUGCAAGUCCUCCCAACAAUCCAACCCCUUCAACCUCUUCGAGUACUAUGAACACUCUGGCACCCUCGAGCAUUUUAACCCCUUUGAGCACUCUAGAAAACUCUACAAUCACUUCAAAUACUUCGGCAACGGCGACAACACCAACCACUACUAUGAAAAACAAAAAUAUGAAAAUUUCAUAUUGCUACAGAUGCGGCCUCAAUGAAUCUGGAAUUCCUUCGGCCUACUGUUACAAUUCCUUUGAAGGAAGUGACAGAAGUUAUGGCAGAAAGCAUUUAUUCGAGAUAAAAUGCGUUCGCGAUGAAAGAGUGAGGGAAGACAAAAAAAUUGCAUAUGGUCCGCUGUACAGGAAAGGCUGUUUCAAAAGAUUUCUAGAUGUGGGUAUAGUAUACAAUGAAAGGGGUUGUAGGACGAUAGUACCUACUAGGGGAAAAAGUUAUGCAUCGAAACGUUUCGCGAGCAUGGAAUAUUUACUGAAGGACGUAAACGAUGGCUGUGUAUUUAGCCCUCACUCAUCAAUCACUCCAUUUAGUCGAACAAUUUCUCUUUUUGCUCGCUACCACGUAUGCGUAUGCAGUCAAAAAUACUGUAACAGAGCCGAUCCGAUCAAACAGAACCUCAUCGAGCUUUUUAUUUUGAUAAUUAUUUAUAAAAGGCAAGGAUGUAGACGGAAAGAUAAUUGCUUAGACAUACAAACAGGUCGGCGGCAGUGGGCGAGUGUAUCUUUCUCUGAAUUCGAUUAA
Maniola jurtina (meadow brown) is the source of this 1320-nucleotide messenger RNA. RefSeq lists its product as uncharacterized. Lineage: Eukaryota; Metazoa; Arthropoda; Insecta; Lepidoptera; Nymphalidae. Bases 43 to 1320 code for a protein of 425 amino acids. The transcript is spliced from 3 exons. The record is from RefSeq and is a predicted model, not a curated record.